Molecule: messenger RNA, 1878 nt
Organism: Naegleria lovaniensis
Lineage: Eukaryota; Heterolobosea; Eutetramitea; Acrasida; Naegleriidae
Exons: 2
Coding region: 1-1878 (625 amino acids)
Source: RefSeq, a predicted model, not a curated record
AUGUCCUCCAUACCCAUUUUGAAUUCAGUGCUGUAUCCUGCCGAAGAAUGUUUAACAUUACCUCCUGUCAAUUAUUUUUAUUAUCCUUUACUGUUUACACUCGAUACUUCUUACAUGGAUUUUUGUUCGAACCUAUCGUUGAGUGAACACAUUAUUUCCAAUUUCCAAAAUAACAAGCAAUCCGAUCAACCAUUCACUACAUGUUCGGAUCUGUUGUGUUCCAAUUCAACUAUAAUUCUCGAUCUCACCAACACGACUCAAGUUGAAUCAUUAGGACAAGUCAUGAACUUUUGCUUGUAUUGCAACCAUUCCUCUUCAGAUGCAUUUAGGAACUUGUUAUGGAAUGGUCAGUGUCAAACGUUCACGUCGCUUCACUCCUUGCAGAAUGGAAAUUUUGGUCCUCAAUUUGUCAACAUGAUGAAUUUACAUUGUAAUGGGGAUCGUAAUACUCAAUUGACAGUUCCAUCACAACAUUUACCGAUUUUUGAUGUCACUUUCUUCAAAACAGAAUACUUUAAAAGACAAUUCUCGAAAUAUCAAUUGCAAUCCCAUUCAACCAACGAAUUCGAAACAGCAAGUCCUUUGAAAAGAACAACCUUGCAAUCAUUACUCAAUUUUUACUUUGGAUCUGUCAUGACGCAAGAAAAUAUCUCUUCAACGAAUAUUCCUUUCGAUAUUCCUGUCACAUGCUGGUGUCACUACAACGAUCCUUCUUCUCAUUCUUUUGGCUUUCAAUGCAAUGAUUUUUAUCAUAAUUUCCUAAUUCCUUAUUCCUUUAGAUACUCUCCCCUCAUUUCAGCUGUUGUUUUCAUAUUGAUAUUCUUUAUCCAUUUAUUCACAAUUCAAAUUCCAAGAUUUUAUGAAAGAAUUUAUACUUUCAAGCACAAGAUCAUUAGAGAAGUGGUAGACAAGUCUAUAUUCAUGAAAAUGAACAUCACCAUUCAACAUUUUCUCGAUAUCGUCGUUCAGGCACCAGUGUGUUUUUCACUUUCCUUGCUGAGUGGAUUUCUAGAAAAUAUGUUUCGAUUUUUAUUCAAUUUUUCUUUCAUGUUUGAUUUCUAUCAGGGAUAUUUGGCAGGGUUAUUUAGAGCUUUGAGUGGGGUAUUGGUAGUUUGUGGAUUCUCUUCAUUGGUGAUAUCAUGGUCUCAUGCCAUCGAUGUCUCUAAUCACAUGCGCCAAGAUAAAUCGAAUGCUCUCUCGAUUUUUAACAAAACAAUUCUCUCAAUAUUUUAUGCGGCAGUCGUGUUGGUUCUAAUUACUUCUGGAAUUGUAUUUGCUGUGGUGUCUGAUUACGGAUACGCUUGGUCCAUACUGGCCCUCUCUGUGAUGAUUUACAUUUUCACUUAUGGAUUUGGGUUUUUAUUUUAUGGCAUUCGAAUUUAUUUUCGAUUGAGGAAAGCCAAUAAUAAGGGUGGACUCUUUGAAUACCGAUUUACAAAAUUCAUGUUAGGACUUUCAAUAUGGUUUUUCUAUGGUUGGAUUUGCACAAUGUUAAGUAUGAUUACUUAUAUAUUUGGAUUUGACGUGUUGUCAUUGUUUUUUGGAAUGACUAGAAAUAUUUUUUUAGACUCCAGUUUAAUCUUGGUGACCAUUCUUUCUUCCUACAUUACUUUCAAUAAGGAAGCAUUUGUGAAAAGUUAUGGAAAAAAAGCGUUUUAUGUUCUUUGUUUUUGGGAAUUAUUUUCCAACAACAGCACGAAUGAAAAAUCAAGAGAAUUCAUGGCUCCACAAAAUCUGGCAACGAAUAGUCGAGAAUCUUCAAGUUUCAGGAGAAUGAGCAGCACUGUAAAGCAAAGCAUUGAAAUUUCAAAGCAGAUUGACUCACCCACUCCUACCACAGAGGCAUCGAGUUCCACCUCUGUGAAUACCUGUAUUUGA